Protopolystoma xenopodis is the source of this 570-nucleotide messenger RNA. The record is from the annotation of a GenBank genome assembly. NCBI's taxonomy places the organism in Eukaryota, Metazoa, Platyhelminthes, Monogenea, Polystomatidea, Polystomatidae.
CCAUCCGACCCCUUAGGAGUAAAAGUAAGUGAUACCGGGUCGAAUUUUAUUACCAUCUCUUGGACGGGCAUAAAAGAGGGAGAAGGUAUCGUUGGAUUCGGAUUACUUGUCAAACCCAAAAAUGAAGCUGCUCCUCCAAUCGAGAUUAUUUUAAAUGCAAAUAUCAGAACUUAUACAAUUGCUGCUAUUCAGCCUUGCAAGCUAUUUGAUAUAACCAUCUUUUCGUUGACCAGCGACAACACCUCGCCCGGUGUACUCGUUGAAGCCGAGACCAAGCUGCCUACGGUCACCGGAGUGAGUGGGAAACAAGAGAUGCCAGGAUCUAUUAAAGUAAAAUGGAGUAAAUUGGAUCAACAAUGCUUUGAUGCCUAUAGAAUAAGUCUAUCCAGCAGCUUAGAGGAAUUAAUCAGUAUCGCUGAAAAGAUUGAAGAAGAGCUAAUAAUUCCGGGCGCUAUACCCGACACGGAUUACGAAAUCACAGUGGCUACUGUGGCAGUUGGGAAAAGCAGUCCGCCAAGCUCUCCCAUCAAACUAAAGACUGGAGUGUUUUCACCGAAAGGCGGUAAAUGA